Molecule: messenger RNA, 1884 nt
Organism: Insectozyma verbasci
Lineage: Eukaryota; Fungi; Ascomycota; Pichiomycetes; Serinales; Debaryomycetaceae
Source: the annotation of a GenBank genome assembly
AUGAGAAUUACAGGUUUAUUAGCUAUAGUUGCUUAUUUUUCACCAAUUAUUUGUUGGAGUCCAACAGAUUCUUAUGCCCCAGGUAGAAUUGAUUGUCCAGAUGAUGGGAAUUUUUUAAGAGUUGCAAAAGGUUUACUGGAUGAAGAAAAAGAAUGGGUUGAAGGUAGAAAUCAAGUUACUGAUCAAGCUUUAAUUGAAUUUUUGAGACAUGCUAAUAUGACAAAUUUUGAUGCAGAAAAUUUCAUUAAUGGAUUGAAUGAUUCUAUUAAGAUUGGAUUGGCAUAUUCUGGCGGAGGAUACAGAGCAGGUACGUGUGCUCUAGGUCAAUUGGCUGCUAUUGAUAACAGAACUGAUGGGGCUUGGGAGCAUGGUCUUGGAGGUUUAUUACAAGCCUCAACUUAUAUGGUUGGUUUAUCAGGUGGUAAUUGGAUGGUUGGAUCAAUUGCUUUAAAUAAUUUUACAUCAACUCAACGUAUUAUAGAUAAAAAUGAUAUUUGGGAUUUAACUCAUUCAAUUAUGAAUGUUGGUGGCUGGAAUGUUGUUCAAACUUACAAAUAUUAUAAAGGUAUUUCCGAUGAUAUAGAUAAGAAAAGAGAUGCUGGUUAUGAAGUAUCAAUUACUGAUACUUGGGGUAGAGCACUUUCAUAUCAAUUUUUUUCAACAUUAAAUGAUACUGGUGCAGCAUUAACUUGGUCUACAUUACAAGACGCAGAUGUUUUUAAAAAUCAUGAAAUGCCAUUUCCAAUUGUUGUUGCAGAUGGUAGGGCUCCAAGUACAAAAAUUAUCAGUGGUAAUUCAACAAUAUAUGAAUUUAAUCCAUUUGAAAUGGGAAGUUGGGAUCCUUCAUUAUAUCAAUUUAUGAAAAUUAAAUAUUUAGGCACUGACUUAGAAGAUGGUGAAAAUAAUGGUACAUGUAUUGGUGGAUUUGAUAAUGCAGGUUAUAUAAUGGGUACAUCAUCAUCAUUAUUCAAUCAAUUUAUUUUACAAAUCAAUACUACUUCAAUAUCAUCAACUAUUAAAUCAAUUUUAACAUCAAUUUUACAAAAUUUAAGUGAAGAAGAAAAUGAUGUUGCAGUUUAUGAACCAAAUCCAUUUUAUGAUUCACAAGUAGGAUAUUCAGAAAAUACAAUUCAAAAUAAAUCAUUAAAUUUAGUUGAUGGAGGUGAAGAUGGUCAAAAUAUUCCAUUAUAUCCAUUAUUACAACAAGACAGAUCAGUUGAUGUUAUAUUUGCAUAUGAUAAUUCUGCGGAUACUGAUUCGAAUUGGCCAAAUGGUACGUCAAUGGUUCAAUCAUUUAAAAGACAAUUUGAUGUGCAAGGAAACAGUACACAUUUCCCAUAUGUACCUGAUCAAAAAACAUUUAUGAAUUUAAACUUAACGGCAAGACCAGCAUUUUUUGGAUGUGAUGCAAAGAAUUUAUCAUCAUUAGUUUAUUCAAAUCAAUCAUCAGAUUUUAUUUAUGAUAUUCCAUUAAUUGUUUAUACUGCAAAUAGACCAUUUUCGUAUUGGUCAAAUACAUCAACUUUUAAAAUGAAAUACUCAACUAAUGAAAGAAAUUCAAUGUUUAGAAAUGGAUUUGAAGUUGCAAGUAGAUAUAAUUUAACAUUAGAUACAGAAUGGAAUGCAUGUGUCGGUUGUGCAAUUAUUAGAAGACAACAAGAAAGACAAGGUAUUGAACAAAGUGAUCAAUGUAAACAAUGUUUCGAAAGAUAUUGUUGGGAUGGUACAUUAGAUACUGCAGAUAUUAAAGUUAAUUAUACAGAUAAUGGUACAACUAAUUCUACUGAAACAUUAGUAGGUGAUAAAUCAAGUGAUGCUACUACUUUAUUAAUGAAUUGGUCUAUUUGGUGUUUAUUAGGUAUUUCCUUUUUUGUAUUGCAUUAA